Molecule: messenger RNA, 1584 nt
Organism: Lodderomyces pseudojiufengensis
Lineage: Eukaryota; Fungi; Ascomycota; Pichiomycetes; Serinales; Debaryomycetaceae
Exons: 1
Coding region: 1-1584 (527 amino acids)
Molecular function (GO): heme binding; iron ion binding; oxidoreductase activity, acting on paired donors, with incorporation or reduction of molecular oxygen, reduced flavin or flavoprotein as one donor, and incorporation of one atom of oxygen
Source: RefSeq, a predicted model, not a curated record
AUGUCACAAUCUAUAAUAGAUCAAGCUCAAUCAAUUGGGUUACAAAUUUUACCAUAUUUAACAAAAUGGUAUAGUGUAAUAAUAUUAACAGGUUUAAUAUAUUUAAUAUCAAUAAAUUUAAAAAAUUAUAUAAAUGCAAAAAGAUUAGGUUGUCAAAAUCCUCCAUUUUUCAAAUUAGCUGGAUUUACUGGUGUUCCAGCAUUAUUAGAAGUUGUUAAAAGAAAAAAUGAUGGUAGAUUAGCUGAUUAUGCAGAUGAAGUAUUUGAAGUUUAUAAUUCAAAUGCUAUAUAUUUAAAUGUUUGUGGUGUAUUAAAAAUUAUUUUUACAAUUGAUCCAGAAAAUAUAAAAGCUGUUUUAGCAACUCAAUUCAAUGAUUUUAGUUUAGGUACAAGACAUGCUCAUUUUGCUCCUUUAUUAGGUGAUGGAAUUUUUACAUUAGAUGGUAAUGGAUGGAAAGAUUCAAGAGCUAUGUUAAGACCUCAAUUUGCAAGAGAACAAAUUGCUCAUGUUAAAUCUUUAGAACCUCAUGUUCAAAUUUUAGCAAAACAUAUUAAAAGUAAUGGAUUUAAUACAUUUGAUAUUCAAGAAUUAUUUUUUAGAUUUACUGUUGAUACUGCUACUGAAUUUUUAUUUGGUGAAAGUGUUCAUUCAUUAUAUGAUCAAAAAUUAGGUUUAGAAUUUCCAAAUGAUAUUCCAGGUAGAGAAAAUUUUGCUACUGCUUUUAAUGUUUCUCAAAAAUAUUUAGCAACAAGAACUUAUAUGCAAAGUUUUUAUUUUUUAACAAAUCCAAAAGAAUUUAAAGAAUGUAAUAAAAAAGUUCAUCAUUUAGCUCAAUAUUUUGUUAAUAAAGCUUUAGCUAUGACUCCUGAACAAUUAGAUGAAGCAUCAAAAGAUGGUUAUACAUUUUUAUAUGAAUUAGUUAAACAAACAAGAGAUCCAAAAGUUUUACAAGAUCAAUUAUUAAAUAUUAUGGUUGCUGGUAGAGAUACUACAGCUGGAUUAUUAUCAUUUUGUGUAUUUGAAUUAGCAAGAAAUCCAGAAGUUUGGGCAAAAUUAAGAAAAGAAAUUAUUGAUAAUUUUGGAGAAGGUGAAGAUUCAAAUGUAGAUGCUAUUACUUUUGAAAAUUUGAAAAAAUGUAAAUAUUUGAAAGCUGUUUUAGAUGAAACUUUAAGAUUAUAUCCUUCUGUUCCAGUUAAUUUUAGAACUGCUACAAGAGAUACUACUUUACCAAGAGGUGGUGGAAAAGAUGGAACUAAACCAAUUUAUAUUCCAAAAGGUUCAACUGUUGCUUAUACUGUUUAUAAAACUCAUAGAAUGGAAGAAUAUUAUGGUAAAGAUUCAAGAGUUUUUAGACCUGAAAGAUGGGAAAAUAUGCCAAGAUUAGGUUGGGCUUAUGUUCCUUUUAAUGGUGGACCAAGAAUUUGUUUAGGUCAACAAUUUGCUUUAACUGAAGCAAGUUAUGUUAUUGCAAGAUUAGCUCAAAUGUUUACAACUAUUGAAUCAAGAGAUGAUACUUAUCCACCUAAAAAAUGUAUUCAUUUAACUAUGAAUUUAGAAGAUGGUGCUUUUGUUGGAAUGAAAUAG